Messenger RNA from Pelmatolapia mariae (spotted tilapia), 4056 nucleotides. RefSeq lists its product as uncharacterized. The coding region runs from base 345 to 2798 and encodes 817 amino acids. The record is from RefSeq and is a predicted model, not a curated record. Lineage: Eukaryota; Metazoa; Chordata; Actinopteri; Cichliformes; Cichlidae. Gene Ontology annotation, molecular function: protein binding; ATP hydrolysis activity; ATP binding. The transcript has 19 exons.
UUACCUUUACCUGAACAUAACCUUACCACUGCCUCUGUAAUCCUUACUGAUCGUCUUCUGGGGUGCGCAACUGGAGCCCAAAGGUAUCUUGACACGUAUCAGUUAUGUUGUGUUCAGCAUAUCCUCAACUUAUCCUGCGCCCUGACUCGAACUGCGGAGGGAAACACGACUUUCCAAAGCGGACAGACUUCCUGUAUUACUGUUACUAUGGAAACAGACCACGCACUGAAGGCUAACGUUUAAUAAGCUGUAGCUAACCUUGGUUUAGUUUAGGCUCCGUGGGACCUUUUUUGGUUGUUUCAUGUCUGAUUAGAGACACGUUUUCUACCCGCGGAGGCAAAAAUAUGUCGCAAAGGACAUACAACCAGCUGUGGGCAGAUGCCCAGUUAGAGCUGAGCUGUCUGCUAGCCGAAGAACUACCAGCUGAGCCCCCGCGCCCUGAAAAAGACAGAGUAGUUUUCUUCCAGCGUCUGGCCAUGCUUUUUGUGCGCUACAUCCAAAUCUUCAGACAGCUGGAGAAAGCCUAUGACCUGGUGGUCCACCCUCAGAAGAGAAGAUUUAUUCAUUCAGCUCUUGAAAGCGUGAUGGGAAGAGUGUUAGAGCUGAAAAAUGAAAUGGUGGAGAAAGAGUGUUCAGAGUACCACUACAUGGAUGAUGUGCUUCACGAUUUGAAGCUCAUACCUGCCGACCUCGAGAUCCCCAUCCCUCGCUAUUUUCACAGUGAACGCAGCAAAGAGGUGCAGCAAAGGAAGGCCAUGCUGACUGACAUCCUGAAAAUGGCGGAGGUCACCGAAACUCCUGAACCUGUAAUGACCAAGAAGAUGAGUCAAGAGGAGGCAGUGAAGAUUAUUCAAGUGGCAGAGCGGGCACGACAAGGACGUGAAAGGGCAAAGUUCAAUAUGAAAAACUUAAAUAUGAACACCAUAUACAGGAUCAAGGAACCUGGAGCAGAAAGUGCUGAAUCAGCUGCAGUCUGCAUCCAAAAGGUGUGGAAGGGCUACGUGCAAAGGAAGAGGACAAAAAUUGCCAGAGAGGAAGAGAUGAUUUUUCUGGGAAUGAAUAUGGAUCCAAAGUAUGAGGUGCCACGCCCUGCAGAAAUGACGGCCCAGGCCAUCGAGGCUUCCACACGAGUAAAACAGAUGGAGCACGAGGAAGCUUACCAAAAGGCCACAGUGGAUGUCAUGAACCAACUACGGGAUGUGGAAGGGGACGACAUGAGCAAAAGCAUGAAGGUGCAAAUUCAGCAGUGGUUCACUGAGUGCCGCAAUGCUACAGGAACAUUUCCAGACUACCCAGAUGAAGAAGAUGGAGGUUCUGCCCUCAUUUUUGCUGAAAAGACCCCUCAGCAGUUGUUGGAAGAAUUUGCUGCAAAAGAAGAAGAAGAGGCCAACGCCAAAGCUAAAGGAAAAGAAGAAAAGAAGGAAAAGGGGAAAAGUGACAAGAAGAGGGAAGACGAGGAGGUGGAGGAGGCGGGGCUGAAGAUGCUGCCCUCUGCAUUUCUGCUGGACCUCGAAGUUGAAAGUAAAAUCUACGCAGACUUUUGGCACAAUCGCAGCGAGUACGGAAACUUUAACCAAAUGCAUGACCCGGAGCUGAUCAAGGAAGAAAAGAGGAAAGUCAUUGAGGCGGAAAUUCGAGUGAAGGUCGAUGAGCAGAUGAGACACGAACUGGCUGAGUGGAAGCUGUCUGUGGAUAAAGACAAGGGCGGUAAGACGAAAGCAAACGCCAAGAAGAAGAAAGGCUCUAAGAGUGGAAAGAAGAAGAAAAAGGAAAAAGACCUGACGGCUGAUCGGACUCUGGAGUCUCUGUGUCAGGAGCUGGUGGAGCAGGGCUUACUGAAACACACACAUAACGUUCAGCUGCAGGAUUUCUUGGGUGACUAUAGCUACCUGGGGACCACGCUGAGGCAACAUGACAUUGAGCCCAUGCCGUCACUGUCAGAUGUGCGACAAGUCAUAUCUCUGUAUGCAGUUCUGCCGUUAGGCUCUCAGGUGGUACAUGAGAAGGCUCCUCUGAUAAAGUCAGUCCUGCUGGUCGGACCCACAGGUGUGGGUAAAAAGAUGCUGGUCCAUGCGGUUUGCCACGAGACGGGCGCCUGCCUGUUUGAUCUGUCUCCCCUGAACACAGCCGGAAAGUACCCAGGCAAGAGCGGGCUCGCCAUGAUGCUUCACGUGGUGUUUAAGGUUGCGAGGCUGAUGCAGCCUUCAGUAAUCUGGAUCGAAGACGCAGAGAAAAUGUUUUACAAGAAAAUCCCCAAGGAGGAAAAAGAGUUGGACCCUAAGCGGCUGAAGAAAGAUUUGCCCAAGUUCCUGAAACUGAUCAAAGGGGAGGAUCGUGUCCUGAUCAUAGGAACGACUCGAGACCCGCACAGUGCCGAGAUUAAGUCUCUGUGCAAAAUGUUCAGCAAAAUCCUCCUCAUCCCAAGACCUGACUACGGCUCAAGACGCAUCCUGUGGAAGCAACUCAUCAGAAAGCACGGAGGUGGAGUGACCGAGGCGUUGGACCUCAGUUCUCUGGCAAAGAUUUCUGACGGCUAUACUCCAGGUCACAUCGUCCAAGUGAUUCAGAGUGUUCUUACCAAACAUCGAGUCUUCCAGCAGGCAAAACGACCGCUGACUGCAGCUGAAUUUAUCGCCCCGUUAGCCCAGAUUGACCCCGUGUUCCAGGAGGAGGAGGAGGCCCUGAAGGGCUGGUAUGCAAAGACGCCCCUGGGAAAGAAAAGAAGUAAAGCUGCGUCAGGAAAGGAAGAAGAAGAACCACCUAAAGACAAAAAUACCAAGAAGAAAGGAAAAAAAUGAAUCUUUUUAUUUUCUGUCUUUUACUGAAGUGUGUGAGUUUUACCCUCAGUGAGGCUUACACUGUCCUGUGUCAGCACGACUAAAAGGAAUAAAACAUUCAUUACGGUGCAGUCACUGUGUUUUUGCAGUGAAGAGUUUGUCUUCUCUCUUGUGCAGGUGUUACCUGUAAAAAGAACGCAGUCAUUUUCAAAUCAUUAGCAUCCUACAUUUUAUUGAAUGCAGUAGUUUGAUGAUUUUCAAUUUUAUGUCAGUAAAAUGUUUCUAAAACGUCUUUUUUGCUACAGUGUUCCUUUCUUCUUAAUGCAGUCAGUAUGCACGUGGGAACGAGGACGCCCACUUCUGCAGUGUGUUGUUUUUUUCUGCGUUUCGCUCGCUUGGUGUCGGAUUUUAUCCUCUCAGCUUUGUCGUAUUUGUUUGUAUUGGGUGGAUGCCAGGCCGGGACUGUGGGCACCUCUGUUAUGAACUCGACCUUAAAAAUGGCCUUCCAUAAAAAGAAGAAGAUCUAGACGCAGUUUCUUCAUCCUUACUUCUGAAUGACCUGGCCUCUCUGAGGUGCAGUUUGUAUAUAUAUGUAUAUCUCAGCUUUAAAUAUGUAAAUAUGACCAUUGAUCUGUUAAACUGGUGGACAGACUCCUGUGGCUGUCAGACUGAAGGCUAAGCUGUUAUUAGAGGCCAAGGCGGCUCAGUCAAGGACAUUUAAUGUUCAGGCUGUGGCUUCCUGGCUGUAGCGUUUAGUUAUGAAGGUUAAGGAUAUCCUCUUUUUUUUUUAGGUGUCACACACAAAGCCAGAGUAAAAUUUAUUUUCAGGCCACCUAGAUGACUACAAUAGCCACAUUUUACAUAAUCACAGCGUGCUGCAGAGUCCUACAGUGUGUUCUUUGUUAUUGCCUCUGUCUGGUGCAGAGAGUCAGGCUCAGAAGAAAUGCCAAACACACGAGGGGGAGUGUUUCCAACAUGAUCCAGAGGCUUAGUUGGAGCGUUCAGCUGUUUCGUCAAGUUCUAAAUUCCCUCAGCAGAUCUUCACAUUGACUUGGUUCCUUUACCGUGACUCUAUUUUUAGAGUUUGUGCACAAAGAUCCACAUUUCAUCAUGCAAAGCUCGUCUGUUGGACAUCUUCACAGGAUCAAGACAUCAGAGGCUGCUCGUCUUCCAUCUUCAGGAACAGUGACAGCCUUCGAGAAAAACAUAGUCAGAAAUACAACGAAAUGUUUUAUGUUCCUACACUGACUCGAUAUUUUACCUGUUAAACAUUGUAAUA